Messenger RNA from Didymella exigua CBS 183.55, 1802 nucleotides. RefSeq lists its product as uncharacterized. The transcript has 4 exons. The coding region runs from base 211 to 1584 and encodes 457 amino acids. Lineage: Eukaryota; Fungi; Ascomycota; Dothideomycetes; Pleosporales; Didymellaceae. The record is from RefSeq and is a predicted model, not a curated record.
AGGGGAUGCAAUUUGCCACGAAUAUGUGUAUAUGCUCAUUUGCGCCUUCGCUACGUUGACUUCGACACCCACACAUUCAUUACUGUCUUCUACCGGUACUUUCUUUGCAGUCAUUCUUUUUGCUUGCCGCCUCAGUAUCGGCGGGCGUGCAUUAUUCCAUUCUUUCGGCUGUGCCCAUAGUUCAAUUCGUACACACGUUCCACGGUGACCAUGAAGCUUUUCCAUGCGCUUGGAGCUCUGACAGCCGCUCUCUCUUUCCAGGGCGUAAACGCAGAUACCCCCUUCCGCGUCACAUGCUCCCCCUUCAAGCGUGAGCGUAUCGACAAUCUGGUGUCCCCGGGUCAAGAAGCUACGCACAUGCACACGUUCUGGGGAAGCCGCGCCAUCACAGCCGACCCUAUUACCGUGGAUGAGCUUCGAGACUCGUGUCACACAUGCAGCAAUACAUUUGAUCAUUCGGCUUACUGGAUGCCGACCCUCUAUUACGUCAAGAAGAAUGCAACGCUGCCGGUCAAAGUUGCCAUCUUCCACGUCUACUACCAUGGGCAGAACGAAGACCGCGAGCCUUUCCCCGAGGACUUUGCCAUUUUGUCGGGAAACUCCAGCUUGACCGAAGAGCAAGCAAAGGAGCAAGGCGGCAUUGGCACGAGCUGGUUUUUCGAUGAUUCCGAUGAAGAAAAAGAAGCCUGGCAGUUGCCAACGAAGAAGGGUGGCGGUUGGCUUCGAGGCAAUGUGCCUUUUCCAACCAGUGUCGUCAAGGAUGAGACCCUUGGUCGGUACCGGGAGUGCACAUCCAAGGAUGAAGCGGGCUGCUUUAACGUGAUCCGCAUGUUCUUUGCCGUGUGGUACGACUUGAGGGACGACUACUUCAGCUUCGAAGACGGCGAUUACCUGACUCUGUCCUCAGGUGGAGGCCAGACUUACCACGGCGAUUUCAUCUACGGAUGGGAUCGUGAGGCGGCCUAUGACCUUGUGCGGAAAACGGAAGGAGCAUCAACCUCGAACAACCAAUCCACACAGUGCCAGGCCUUGAAUGAGCAGGAUCCAUUCUUGCAGCGCGCAGACUGGGACGCAAUGCUCGAGGCCAAGGCUGGCAAUGUUUCCAUCGAGACGGGCACUUAUGGACGAGGUCUCACGAUUACUGACGGCACGAGCGUCAACUCGACAUGGACCGGAAAGUGGGGUGAAGAAGGAGAGACUGUGGCUCAGCCCGGAAACGCAACAGUUUCACAGUCCAUUGCUUCGACUGCCACUUCAUCUCAGCUCGCCGUAUCCUUGUCUGCGACCAGCACGCUGAAAGCAGAGAUUGAAGACGUCACAUCAACGGUUAUCCACAGCAGCAGUGUCCCAGUCUCGAUUUUCAGCACGACCACCAAGACCUCAGCGCCUAUCAGCACCCAGGAAUCCUACACCAUGUUGCAGACACCAUCUUUCAGCAUUUCGGCAACGCGCAUCGGCUACGCCGCGGCAUCGGCAAGCAGCAUUGGAUCUUCAGUUGGACGCACUCCGACCGCGCCGGCGGGCUGCGCUGCCAACUACGCGCGGAAAGGCCACUCGAGGAAGAACAUCCGUCGUGCGCACUAAGCCGUGCCGUAGAGCGCUCUAGGUUCUGUUCGCUGUCUAUAUUCUUCUUUCCUGCUGGGAUCUGUAAGGGUUGGAUAUGGAUCUCUUCAAGUUCGCGGCAUCUUCGGCUUCGGUUCAGGUUCGCAGCGUAAAGAGUUCAUCUUCGAAGAACAUGAUUGUUACGCCAUAGCUGUUUGCCGCGCUCAUACGCUGAUCUUGUUCAUCUACUAGCUUUGCAU